UUCGAUUUUCCCUGAUGCGGCUAGAGGAUGGUCGCGUUGGCUUUAAGCCAUGGCUGGUCCCUAGCCUGCAUCCCAACUUGGAGGAUGGUAUUUGCUGUGUGAUUAUUUAUUGGCUCUGAGCACCUUUUCAACUCCCCCCUCUUUCUCUUCCUUCGGCUACUCCAGACAAAUUAGUAGCCAGACGAGCAAUACUUUGUCACGCUGUUCGUCGCGUCCCCGUCAAAACCCCAAGUAGUCUCAUCCCGUGCCAUUGGAAUGGCAUUUUUUUUUACACCACGGAGCUCAUCGUCACCCCCCGACGAUGAGCUCGCGGUACCUGGAAGUCCAUAUCGUCGCGACCAUCCCAAUGCAAUGUCAAGCUUUAACUGUCCCGUGCGGACUUCCCCUCCUUCUGAUCCGUCAACAUCGUCCAACGGGGCCAGAAGGUUUCCCUCCCCUGGGAGGGGGGACACCGGGACCUCCGGCGUCGCAGCCAACAUGUUUGGCUCCGCCACCGCCAAUACGUUGGGCUACCACUUCAACACGUCCACCUACUUCGCUCACUUGAAUGGUUACAUGGGAUCGAACAUUUCAUCCAACAGAGACUUUCCCUACCGCAGCGAGGAAGCUACUACCACCCAGUCCAUGAUGGACGAUAUAACACGGCAGCAAGACUACCAUCCAACUGCUGAUCCCAUACAUUACGGUUCCUAUUGCGAGCUUCAACCUAGCUCGGGCUAUGGUGACCCUGUCCACAACCCUCUAAGCUGGUAUGGUGCUGAGUACCACAACGCCGCACAGGGAGGCGUCGACGCGUGGUAUCCCAGUACUCCGGUUACAGGAGGCAAUCCCUCACCAUCCGAUAUACCACCAACUAUCCAGAUGGCUGUACUCCUGAUCGACCCCAAUAUGUCUUCCCCAGCACAGAUACAUCCUCCAGCUCCUACCAUGAGCCAUUCUCCUACCACCGUGAACCUGAAUCAUCCGCCCAUUAUCCUGGGGUGUAUCAUGGCUCGUGGCCACGAUGCGAGGACCAUGCCAUCUGUGAUCCGCAAGUAGUUGGUUCUAGUUUGCCAGAACAACCAGACCCGUCUAUGGCACCUUUACCUUUUGCUGCAAUAUUUUCACCUCCCUACGUAGGUCAUGGAGACGAUAUAAGUAACCCUUC
Molecule: messenger RNA, 1147 nt
Organism: Suillus subalutaceus
Lineage: Eukaryota; Fungi; Basidiomycota; Agaricomycetes; Boletales; Suillaceae
Exons: 4
Coding region: 256-1038 (260 amino acids)
Source: RefSeq, a predicted model, not a curated record